Molecule: messenger RNA, 1429 nt
Organism: Suillus subalutaceus
Lineage: Eukaryota; Fungi; Basidiomycota; Agaricomycetes; Boletales; Suillaceae
Exons: 5
Coding region: 229-1320 (363 amino acids)
Molecular function (GO): NADPH dehydrogenase activity; FMN binding
Source: RefSeq, a predicted model, not a curated record
CCUGCAUCAGUUCUUUAACGCCAUCGUUGCUCAGAAUCAGUCAUGAUUUCUCGGUUCAUCGAGAAUUUCCUCGAUGGCCGGAAGUACUCUCUACCGGUAUCCAAUCUGAUCAUGACAAAUCCAUCUCCUGCCAUUGAGCGAAGGCUAUAAAAUACAGCAGCGUGGAUCACCAUCUCUCCAGGUCAAUACCAUUCCAAGCAUUUCAUACCUAGUCUGCAAUAGAUCACCAUGUCUUCUUCGACCUCCGCACUCUUCUCCCCAAUUCGCGUAGGCAACAUCGACUUGCAGCACCGCAUUGUUCUUGCCCCACUCACCCGUGUACGUGGACACGCAAAUCAUGUCCCGAGUCCACAAGCACCAGUGUACUACUCUCAGAGAGGCUCUACCCCUGGCACUCUUCUCGUCACAGAGGCCACAUUCAUAUCUCAGAACGCUGGUGGUUAUAAUAAUGUCCCUGGGAUAUACACCGAUGCCCAUGUGGAGGGAUGGAAAAAGGUAACAAAAGCAGUUCACGAGAAGGGCUCUUUCAUUUUCCUACAACUCUGGGCGCUCGGCCGUGCUGCAGAACCAGCCGUUCUUGCCAAAGAGAACAAUAGUCCCUAUGUCAGUGCCUCGCCCAUCCCCCUUCCGGGAAAAGUAGACGUGCCUCGCGCGCUCACCACGGAUGAAAUCAAAGAGUACAUUUCUACGUAUGUCGCUGCCGCAAAGAAUGCAAUUCGAGCUGGCUUCGAUGGCGUUGAAAUUCACGGCGCGAAUGGCUACUUAAUCGAUCAGUUCAUACAAGAUGUCACCAACCAUCCAUCGGAGAAUCGCGCAAGAUUUGCACUCGAAGUAACUGAUGCCGUUGUGGAGGCCGUUGGUGCGGAGAGAACAGGAUUCCGAAUUAGCCCGUGGGGUGUAUUCAGUGGUAUGGGCAUGGCAGACCCCAAACCCCAGUUCUCCUACCUGGUUGAGCAGCUGCGCAAACACAAACUUGCGUACAUUCACGUCGUGGAGCCGAUGCCUGCCGAAGUCACUAGUGAAAAAAACAGUGAUUUCAUUCGUGAUAUCUGGGAAGGGGUUGAAGGCAGUGCGUUCAUCAGCACAAACGGACACACCCGGAAUAGCGCAAUUGAGACGGUAGACAACAAAGGGGGCCUUAUUGGAUUCGGGAGGUUGUUCAUGCCGAACCCUGAUCUUCCAUUCCGCCUGCUAAAGAACAUUGCGCUUGAGCGGGGUGACCAAGCAACUUGGUACAUGCCCGGUAAUCUCACACCCAAAGGUUAUUCGGAUUGGCCCUUUGCACCGGAGAAUGAUCAACAACAGAGAAGCAAAUUCUGACAUGGGCUUGUAAGUAAUAUACCUUAGAAUAGAUGACGAGUUUGCACUUCUGAUACCUUACUUUAUACACCUGAUAUCAUGAUAAUGGUUAAGCUUUGCUUCAGUUUAA